Messenger RNA from Cyclocybe aegerita, 1752 nucleotides. NCBI's taxonomy places the organism in Eukaryota, Fungi, Basidiomycota, Agaricomycetes, Agaricales, Hemipholiotaceae. The record is from the annotation of a GenBank genome assembly.
AUGAGUUUCUUCAACCCGCCAGGAAGUAAUACGUCUUCUACUCCGGCAGGCGGCGCCACGGGAGGAGGGCUGUUUGGAGGAGGCAACACCAAUAGCACUGGGAACACCAAUGUGUUCGGAGCCGGUAUUUUCGGUGGAGGAGGAACAUCUAACACAGGUGGUACACCAAGCUUCUUUGGCAACACGAAUACUACUACAGGAUCCACUGCUGCUCCGGCUUCAACAAGUGGCGGCAUCUUUGGCAACGCGAAUAAGACUACGACGACACCAGCGACAGGUGCACUUUUUGGUGGAGGAACGACGAAUACACCAUCAACACCUGCAGGUAGCCUGUUCGGUGCUGGUGGCACUUCAACGACAGCCUCAAACCCACCAGGCGGGCUAUCUGGUGGAGCGAAUGCAUCAUCAGCUACUCCUGCUACUGGAACAACAGGUGGUCUUUUCGGUGGAGGAACAACCAACGCAUCUACAACCCCUGCAGCCGGUGGACUAUUUGGGGGAGCCAAACCCAACCCAACGGCAACGGCACCCAACGCGAAUCCACUUUUUGGUGGAGGAUCUUCUGCUUUCAGCUUACCAAAGCCAGCAGACAACGGAGUUCCCAAACCACCUGCCUCAAGCUUUUUUUCCCAACCCAGCACGAGUAGCACGCCUGCUGCAGGUGCCACAUCUACUGCCCCUGGUGCUGGGUUCUUUGGUUUGCCUCCAAAGCCAGCGGACAACGCCAGCACGGCGGCGCCUAGUACCUCGGCUGGGUCAUCGACGACCAGCGCCACUGCUGGUGGUCUCUUUGGUGGCGGAUUGUUUGGGAAACCUGCAACAACGACCGCAGCGCCUGCGGCUUCGAGUACAACCUCUCCUUUCUCACUUGGUGGCGAUAAAAAGGACACGACGUCUACCUCGACACCAGCUGGAGGAUUAUUUGGAGCACCUCCUGCUAAUAAGGAUGCAGAGAAAAAGGACACCGCACCAGCAGCUGCGUUUCCUCUUUUCGGUGCGGCUAAACCUGACGAAAAGAAAGAUACUUCGGCGACGGCAGCGAAAGAAGGCAGUAAUCCUGCAGGGACAGGGGGUGCUUCCACGGUUGCCGUCGUUGCGAUCCCACCUCCUUCGAUGCUGAGAGGCAAAACUUUGGAAGAGAUUGUGAAUAGAUGGUCUUCAGAUUUGGAACCCAAUGUUCGCGAAUUCAACAAAUUUGCAGCAGAGGUGGAAGCGUGGGAUCGAACCUUGAUUGAAAAUGGCAAUAACAUCGCCGCCCUUUACAGUCACGUUGUGGCAGCUGAAAGGCAGCAAAACGAGAUCAACGAAGCCUUGGACCAUAUUGAACAACAGCAAAAGGAUCUCGCGUCCACUCUCGACGCCUACGAGAAAGUAUCUCAGGAGAUCCUUGGUACACAAGGAGCAAGCUUGAGGACCCUGGACGCUGGUCCUGCUGACAAUGAACGCGACAAGAACUACAUGUUGGCCACGGACCUCCACACUCAUCUUGACGACAUCUCCGGCUCCCUGACCCAGAUGAUAGACUCGGUCAAUGGCCUAUCAAUAGCAUCGAAGCCGGACGAUUCAACCAACGACCCUAUGUCACAAAUCGCUCAGGUUUUGAGUAGCCAUCUAGAGAGUUUGCAGUGGAUCGAUGCUGCCGUCCGAGAAGUGGAAGGCAAGGCAACCGAUGUUGAAAAGAGAAUCAAGGAGUCAGGCCAUACUCUAUCAGGAUCUACUUCAAAACCAAGAGGAUUUGGCUUGAAUCGUUAA